Messenger RNA from Necator americanus (New World hookworm), 3447 nucleotides. RefSeq lists its product as uncharacterized. Gene Ontology annotation, biological process: negative regulation of hippo signaling. The record is from RefSeq and is a predicted model, not a curated record. The transcript is spliced from 25 exons. Gene Ontology annotation, molecular function: protein binding. NCBI's taxonomy places the organism in Eukaryota, Metazoa, Nematoda, Chromadorea, Rhabditida, Ancylostomatidae. Gene Ontology annotation, cellular component: plasma membrane. The coding region runs from base 1 to 3447 and encodes 1148 amino acids.
AUGACCGACGAAAAUGGCGUCCCAGAAAAUUCCGAGGACGAAUCGGCUGCUUAUGUGGAGAACGGAGCGCUGCCAGUGGGAACGUCGGAGUUGGAGCAGGAGAUCAAAGAGUUAGAGAGGUUGCUACGAAUAGAGCGGGAGGAACGGCGGAGGAUUCAGGCUGAGGCGCAGGAUGAAAUGGAGCGAGAGCUGCACUCAGUGGAAGAACGUUGGAUGGAGCGGACACGUAACACCAUCAAAGAGCGGGAUUCUCUUUUACAAAAAAUGCAACAGCUCGAAGAACAAGUAGAUUCGCUCCGCGCAGAUCUGAACAGGGCGGUUGCCUAUCGGCUCGAAGUGGAAGAGUCCAGAAAUCGAAUGAAAAGUCAGUUGGAAAGUGUGCAACGGGACUACGAAGAAACGAUGGCGGAAAGGAGCAGUGUGCUGGAGGAGAACACCAGAAUGAGCGAGGAACGAGAUCGACUUCGACAGACAGUGCACGCUUUGUCGCGGACGCUUAACGAACUCAGAGGCAGAGCGCACAACGACGACGAGCUGCAGAACAUUUCAAACCGCCUCGAGCACACAAGACGACUUCUACAGUUGAACAUGGAGGAGACAGCUUCAGCAAACGAGAAGCGGACGGAAGCCUUGGAAAAGGUGGAGAAGCUGAGAAUGGAAUGCACAAGAUUGGCCGAGGAGCGGGACGCGGCUAUCAGAGAGGCUAGAGCUGCAGAUGCUGAACGGGACGACCUCCUGCAUCGGUUGAGAGAACUCGAAUGCGAGAAAGAGCCUAUCACCGACCUCUGGAACACUCACACCAUCGAAGUGGCGUUGCCCUAUCCGAAACCUAACUUGGGAAUUGUGCUCAGUGGUGGACGAACGGAGGAUCGGUGCGCCAUACCUGCUCCCAUUUACGUCAAGGACGUACUAAUCGGCUCACCGCUGGAAAACAUGCUGAAACGUCUCGAUCACAUUCUCAUGGUUAAUGAUAUCGAUGUAAUGGAUAUGGAUCAACGCAGCGUGAUCGACAUCCUAAAGAACAGCCAUCAUCUCAAGAUGCUGAUCAGAAGAAGAGCAAACGCUUCCAGUAUUCAUGAGAUCACAUUCAGUUCUAACCAAGAUAUUGGAAUCGAACUGGGCAACGGUGUCUUUGUAAACGCCGUUGACUCGGGCGGAGUUGCAAGUCGAGUUGGGGUGGAACCUGGCCACCGUAUCGUGCACGUGAACAACGUGCCCGUCUACGACGCUAAGCACGCAGAGCAGCUCAUCAGAUUUGGGAGUGGUCAGGUUGUCGUUGGUCUCCUCGAUGGAAAAAAACGACCCGAUCCUUUUUCGAAAGAUCAAUCUAAGCAGAAAGUGACACUUUUCUCGAAGAUAUUUGGACGUCAAUCAGGAGAUAAGUCACGAGUGGUCGCUAAGGCCAACAUAGGAAAUGCGUCUGGUGAGCCAGUUUUUUUUCGCCAGGGCUCUUUAAGAAUUCCUAACCAGCAACAUGUCUCACCAGAACUUGUCAGAUAUGGAUCUCUAAGGGCUCCACAAGGAAGCGCUGAACAUGCAAAGAUUGUCGAGCAACUCGACCAUUUCUUGAACAAGAAUCAUGGAUUGAGAUCUUCUGUGAUUUGUGAAGCCACGGGAAGUACAUGGCCGAAGUCUGUGCCUUUCCUGGAGGAGCAAUCUAUUCCUAUUCGACGACGACUUCAUCGUCCUUCGGUGUUUCCAGUUUUUGCCCCUCAAAACCAUCAUGGAAACCCAAGACUGACCAGGCAACCGUCCGAGGUGUCGUCGACUCGCUGCGGCUGCUCAUCGCAGUCAUCGGCUUGGUCACCUCGUUCCACACGAGAAUCCUUUCCAUCAGAUGGACGUUUACCGGAUGGAAGAACUUUAAAAUCCCCGGCUCCUACAACUACAUCUUUUACUCACACGCACCGAGUGUCGGCGUAUAGCCCGGCUCUCCCUCAGCCUCCUCCAUACCCGGGUCCCAGAGAAGAAUCCAUAUCCUCUUUAAUAUCUUCAACUAAUUCAAUCCCACAUCCAAGCACAAGCUCGGUUCACCUCGCCUAUCACAAUCAUGCGAACAAUUCUCCAUCAGGGACGCUGCUUUCGGAGUCUUCCGAUAAGGUGCGCCGUGUGUGUCUCAGCAAAGAAGGCAAUGAGUUCGGUCUCGGCUUGGAAAAUUCGGACAGAGGUGUCGUGAUAUCAAACGUGCCGGGAAGAGCGAAUGGUUUGGUGAGAAGAGGAGACCGACUGCUCGAUGUUGGUGGUAUCAACAUGAGAUCUGCUGAUAAAGAAGCCGCGAAUAAAGUUCUCAAUCAGUUUGGCGUCAGUCAGGAUGAGGUUACACUGCUCGUAAGUGGUUCGGCAAAUCCGCGCUGGGUGACGGUGCCAAGAAAAUGCGUGAGGCUUUGCGGAGGAAAUGCAAUGGGAAUCUUGUCGGAUGCUGCAGCCGGAGAACUGCAGGAAGGUGAUCUGAUACUAGAAAUCGAUGGAUACAAUGUACGCGGAGCAACACUAGAAGAAGCGACUGAAGCGCUUCUUGAAAGUUUGUCCGAGAUGGCUGAGCUUCACGUUGAGGACGGAGGAGACCGCCUGAAUCGGUUACGUCUUGGUGCUGACGGAGACUCGUUCUAUGUUAGGAUCAAUGUUGAUCGGAACAGCGAGAACAAGGAUGAGCUGGACAUCAAAGCGGGUGAAAUAGUGUUCGUUGAUAACACAAUGUUUAUGGGACAACGCGGAAAGUGGAGAGCCUGGAAGGUGGACCGAGAAGGACGACAGCGCGAAAACGGCAUCAUACCUUCUGCAACCCAAAUGGAGCGAAGUGAUAUCAAAGGAAAGAAGGCAAAGAAUCGCAUGACUCUAACGCGGCCGAUUUAUGAGCGCGUAGAGAAAGUGUCUUCUUCAAAACGAAGGCCUGUCGUACUUUUCGGCCCACUUCUCACUCCCAUUAUACAGACGCUUCUGGAUGAUUCCAGCAGGUUCUCUCAUUGCGUGCCAGAAUGCCGUGCUCUGCAAUCGAUGGAAGUUGAACGACUUCUCGCAAGUUGCGAACUUAUCGAAGCCAAGAGACGAGAAACUUUGUAUGACGUCAUCACCGCUCCAGCGAUUCACCAUUUCGCCGAGUUGGGUGUACAUUGUAUCGUAGACGUCUCACCCAGUGGAAUUCAACGUCUCCAUACUCUUCGUAUUUAUCCUAUAGUUAUUCGUGUCAAGUUCAAAUCACCAAAACAGAUUAAGGACGUCAAGGAGGACUUUUGCGGAGAAAAAAUCACAACGAAACAAGCAAAGGAUCUCAUGGAUAAGAACUUAGCCGUUGAGAAGGAACUGGAGGCAAUGAACUGCUCCGCCUCCGUUGUGAUUGUGACAUCGCAAGGCCCCGCUAGAGGAGUAGUGAAGCAGGUUUGUCAACAGAUUGUGACACUGAUAGAGCAUGAACAAAAGAAGACGAUAUGGAUGACAACACCACAAUAG